Messenger RNA from Pundamilia nyererei, 2058 nucleotides. It is a transcript of the gene ube2g1a, whose product is annotated as ubiquitin-conjugating enzyme E2G 1a (UBC7 homolog, yeast). The record is from RefSeq and is a predicted model, not a curated record. The coding region runs from base 256 to 768 and encodes 170 amino acids. NCBI's taxonomy places the organism in Eukaryota, Metazoa, Chordata, Actinopteri, Cichliformes, Cichlidae. The transcript is spliced from 6 exons.
CACUUAAUAAUAUGAGCACUGCAAGUAAAACCCUAUCCACAAGGUGGGAGUAAUGCAUCACUGAGGACGCGAAGUUCCCCCAAACAAAUCAACGAAGAAGAAACGAUAGCGGCAGGGGAAGGCGGCGAAGAAGAAUAAUGACGGGAAUGCUAAACGGAAAAUAGAAGGAACAGAGUCCUGUUAAGUGAACAUUAAAUUAACGCUGUUACCGUGAAAUAUUAACAUCGAACAUAGCUGCAUUACAUUGGUUGAAGUAUGACAGAGCCUCAGUCAGCGCUGUUACUCCGGAGACAGCUUGCAGAGCUGAACAAAAACCCAGUGGAGGGAUUCUCAGCAGGCCUGAUCGAGGAUAGUGAUCUCUACAGAUGGGAAGUCCUUAUCAUUGGGCCUCCAGACACCCUGUAUGAAGGUGGUGUGUUUAAAGCUCAUCUGACCUUUCCCAAAGACUACCCUCUCAGGCCACCUAAAAUGAAAUUUAUCACAGAUAUUUGGCACCCUAACGUUGACAAAAACGGCGAUGUAUGUAUUUCUAUUUUACACGAGCCUGGGGAGGACAAAUAUGGCUACGAGAAACCAGAGGAGCGCUGGCUGCCAAUCCACACUGUGGAAACCAUCAUGAUUAGUGUUAUCUCUAUGCUGGCAGACCCAAACGGUGACUCGCCAGCCAAUGUGGAUGCUGCAAAAGAAUGGCGGGAGGACAGACACGGCGCAUUCAAAAGGAAAGUUGCCCGUUGUGUACGAAAAAGCCAAGAGACUGCGUUUGAGUGAUGCUCAGCACGGCUCUAGCUUCAUGUUUUCAGGGUCUCCAAUUGAAAAUCAACACGGCACUGUUUCCUGCACUCUUCCACCCUGUCGCCAGGCUUGUCCUCCUUUAUUUUGGCAGGAACAGACUGGCUACUGUAGGCUGCAAUAGAAACAUAACAAGGACUACCAAGGCUGACGGAAAAUCGCCAAGCAAGUGCCAACUGAAAAAAGAAAACAAGAAAAAAACCCAGAAGAUGAUAAAAGAUUUUUCAAGGCUAUGAACUGCUUCAACAUUCAGGAAGAUAUUGUAAAGACAUGUAUAUAGCACAGACUAAACCGGAUAAUAUAUACGCUCCCUUUCCAUCCAUCCAGACAUUUAGACCAAAUGAAAUAGCGCGGGUUCAUUUCUUUUUGUCCAUUUUCCUUCUCUCAGCCCCGGCAUGGACUAGUUCUCUUUAGAUUGUUUUCAUAGGAGCCGUUAACACGGAUGCGUUUGGAGGAAUGUCACCUGUGAAGAGCUUGUUCAGUCCCAGCAAGACGUGAAUGAUGUGACUAAGGAAUACACAGCUGUCCUCUGGGUCCUUUAUUGCUCAGCAUCACAGGCAGCUGAAUGAUUUUCUCUCUAUAUUCAGUCUUACACCCCCUCUUUUUUUUUGUGCAUGCUAAAUUUUGUUGGUCUUUUCUUUUCAAAAGUGCCUCCCAAUAAAAAGCUCGGCCACUUCAUCCUGCGUUGAUUAAGUCUUAAAAAUGUCAAAAAACCAGGCAAAUAUAGAAACUACCACCUGUAGUAUGACUGGGACUGUAUACAGCGACUGUAUAAUUCGGUAACAAUUUGGUGUAGCAAUAACCCCCCUAGUUUGGAGUGUACACAUUCAUUGUUGAUACCCUGAUAAAAACGCGUCAUCCUCCUCAGAUAUUGUUUUAUUUUUUAGCAGCGCCUCUCUCCAUCGUCUGUAUCGUCCUCGGUAGGAAUUGUUAUGCAUGCUUUGUUUUAUGGUUUUGUUGGUUUUCUGCUGAAUGUUUCUGGGAUUUUGUUUGUGUGCUUGUGUGUACAGCGUGUACGCCGGUUUUGUUUUGUCGCUCUUUCCUCUCAAAGAUUCAAAUUCAUCAUUACUCUGCUCACUAUUGCAGUUUUGCCUAAUGUAUAAAGACAAAAUACUGAUGUAUAUUUUUCAUGUUAUGAAACUUGUCACCUGUAGUGAGUUCUUCUAAAACAUGACUUUUUUUCAAUAUUUAUCUGCGUUCUUGAGCUUUGCUUGCUCCAGUGUUCACCUGUUUUCACAGCGGCCUGGAAUAUUAAACAGUAUCCACCAA